Molecule: messenger RNA, 1971 nt
Organism: Adineta ricciae
Lineage: Eukaryota; Metazoa; Rotifera; Eurotatoria; Adinetida; Adinetidae
Source: the annotation of a GenBank genome assembly
AUGAAAUUGGGAUAUUUUGAAAAUUUCUAUUGUCACUCUGGUAUUGGAUAUCAUCGUUUAGGGAGGCCAUUAACUUCAGGAAAAAGAACAUGUUUCUUGAUGGCGCAUUCAAUGAGUGAUCUUAUUUUGAAAAAUCUGUCAUUCGCUACACAACAAAUCAAAGAGCGGCUAGGAAUCUAUAAAUCUCGACGGGUAUUUUUCGUGUUUAUCCUUGUGGCUACAAUCAUACUCUAUUUUCUAUCGAAGUGGACACCACGUCGGUCAAACUAUAAGACUGUUUUAUAUGAUGCUUGCAUUCAAGAGAGAUUAGAUGCAUUCGCUGGUGAUGCAGCAGAUAAGGAUGCUAUUUUCAAUCAUGAGCCCAUUCACUACGAAGAACAUGCUAGUUUACCAUUUACAGGUAAUGGAUAUAUUGGCAUAUCCCACUCAGGCCAGUCUCAUCUUCAACUGAUAUCUGAUACAAAUGCUCCAUUUAUUUCCACUGGUUACUCUCCUAUCAUCCAAAUCUAUUCAGCGACUUGGGAAGUAUCAAGCGCAACUGUGCUUCACAUGAAUCAUGGUCUUGUGAGGCGACUACAAUGUUUUAAAACUAGUACAACACGUUCCGCCUAUGUUACACAUUUGCUGUAUGCACAUCGUCGUCGUCCUUCAUUGAUUGUACAAGAAAUCGACAUCGUCAAUCCAAGUGAACAAACGUUAGAUUUAAGCUUUGCUUUGCCAAAAUCCGUUCUUAGUGGUGAUCUCAAACAACUUGAACAAAGCGAGUCGUCCGACGGCAAAGCCUUUAUCACCACUUAUAAAAUAUCCCUUCGAGAUCGUAGUUCCAUUCUCUUUGUUUCUAUAACAAGUAAAACUCCUUCUGAAAGUCAUGUUAAACCCAAUAGUCAAGAUAAACAUGUGAUUUUAACCGUGACCAGAUUUUCUCCCAUUCUUCACAAUGAUAAACUACGCAACACAACAUUUCUCAGUCGAUGGAAAACUACUUUGCAAAAACAAGCCGCAGACGAAUUAAGCGAAGUUUUGGAAAUCAAUCCAAAAUCUCUAUUAAAAGACCACAUACAAACAUGGACAUCGGUAUGGCAAAGCGGAUUCUCUAUCAGUCAUUCAUUAGCACCAUCUGCUAUGAAUGGUGACGUGAUUAAUCGAACGAUAUAUUAUGUUUUGUGUUCGACGCCUUCCCCACUGUACGAUUCGAAGUUAGAUGACACAACACGAAUCGAAUACAAUCAGAGUUUAUUUCAAAUCGAUCGGUGCUAUGAAGGUCAUUCAACAUUAGUCGGUGAUAAGCUAUGGCGUGCACCAGGUGAUGAUCUAGCUGUUUCACAGUUAUCUCUUCUUUGGCGUUCCACUCUAUCGAAGAAAGGCUGUUCUACUCUAAUGAAAAGCGGUGUCAAUGGUAUGCUCCAAUCGAUGCUAAUUUCGAUUGGUGGUAUUCGUUUUCGCAAUCAUCAUUUGGAAUUGAAUCUUGACCCUAAAGAACUUCAUCGUGAUAUGUUCUUCCGUGCAAUUCAUUUCGGUAAACAAUAUUGUAUCAAUAUAACUAUUACCGUUGGGCAAGAUAAUCGUGCUGUGAUUGAUGUUUCGAUUGAUAAUGAUAAUACUCAAACAUAUGCAUGUGAUGCUGGCUGUUUAGAUUCGUAUACGAAACUAAGUACGACACCUGUUCGAUUUCCUGUGAAAAUGACGAACCCUGCAACUGCUAUUCUCUAUAUAACCGAAGAUUUAGAAUAUAUGACCCAAUUGAAAGAUACGCUUCAUGUCAAAGAAGUUGAAAUAGCUCCGCCUCAUGCUCACGAUAUUCUUGCUCUUCAUCGUCAUGGGCACAAACUUGGUGGCUUACCCGUCAUUUUCUGGAUAGCAUUAGCAUUCUUAAUCGUCAUCUUUCAUUUGUUUUUAUUGAAAAUUGUUCUCAACGAAAUGGGAUUUUUUAAACAUACAUCAAUCACACAUCCGAGACCGAGGACUCUAUAG